This is a messenger RNA of Magallana angulata, 2147 nucleotides long. RefSeq lists its product as uncharacterized. Lineage: Eukaryota; Metazoa; Mollusca; Bivalvia; Ostreida; Ostreidae. The record is from RefSeq and is a predicted model, not a curated record. The transcript is spliced from 3 exons. Gene Ontology annotation, cellular component: nucleus; cytoplasm. Bases 246 to 1895 code for a protein of 549 amino acids. Gene Ontology annotation, biological process: negative regulation of intrinsic apoptotic signaling pathway in response to DNA damage.
AUUAGCCUUACAUGGUAGUUUCCUGCAUGCAUUAAAAAAAAAUUGUUGAGUGUAAGCCUCAGUUUUACGGUAAAUGAAUACUUAUUUUAAGACACCAGUGAGUGAAAACAUGAAAUUUUCAAAAAUGCAGAGAUUGUGGAAAACUGUAGAUAUUUUGUAGUCGAAACCAUCAAGUUUAAAGAAGAAAAACAGUUGAAUUCAAUAAAAAAAAAAUUAACAUCUCAAUGUUCUUAGACUGUUAGGGAAUGACAGAUGUCUGUAGCCUGGUACUGGUCACUGCUCUUGAUAUCAACGACUCGCAGUUCUUAUACCCAAGCUGUGACAGGUGUUACUCAAAAUUACUUGAAGAUAUAGAAUUAAGGUGGAUUUGUUUCAAAUGUGAUUUGACUUACUCUAAAGAAAAGGUAACAUGGAGGUUUCGUAUCUCCUUAAGAGUCAGCGAUGCUUCUGCUGUCUGCAAUGUUUGUGUUUUUGGAGCAACUCUGGACCAGUACUUUGGAGAUAGUGCUUAUAAAUUUCACAGAAACCUGAUGAAAUUAAUCAAAGAACAAAACAAUGCCGAACAAAUUGUACUUGAGGCAGUGCAGGAGGUCUUUGUUGGGAACUCCUUUUAUCUUGGAAUAAAAUCAUCUGUGUGUAAUAGAGAAAGACCUCUUCGCCUAAUAGAAGUUGUGAACCACAACUGUGACUAUGACAGUCUUACCUCCACACAAGAAAUAGACAGAGUUUCACUUGUUGCAAAUCAAAUUAUCCCUGUUGUUGGAAAAACCAAAACUGAUGUGUCUUCCAUCAUAAGGUCUGUUUUAAAACAGGAUAACUCUUGUGUUAAAAGCUGUUUUUCAGAAAAGAAAACAUUCCUGAGUUAUGGGUCACUUGUGUCAGAAAAUUUAACUCAGGAAGAAGCCUCUGGGUUUUCAACAUUUAGCCAACCAACCGUCGAAUUGAGCUGUGACUUUACACAUCAUGGGAGCUGUGGAGAUUCUAAAAUCAUUAAGAAGCAUGCCAGCAUAAGGAGCUUAAAACCAGACCAAGAUGAAUCAAUUGGUCAGGCAUCCAGCAAAAAAUCCGGAGGGGGUUUUGGAUUAAAUUUUGUACAAUGGUCAAAUGAGACAAAUGAUCUAGUGUUAUCUCCCCAGUUGUCUAAUGACCCUGAUAAUCAGAAAAACUAUCUGAAUGACCAUCAAGCUAGACCACCAGAAACAUGGCAUGUGGAAUUGAAUUUCUGUGAUGAUAAGGAAAACUUGUUCCCUGUUGCACAGAGGGACAAUAACAAAGGAGAAGACAUUGAUUUUGUGACAGAUACCACCUCAUGUGAUCUGUUUGAUUCCACAGAAUUUGGAUCUCAAAGUUCAUUUAACAUCCUACCCUUUUCUGAGUGUGAAAAACUGGAUAAAUUUACUUCAAAUAAUCCAAAGCAUACCUUUACUGCUCAGCUGAAUAUUCAGGAGAAAAACAAACACUUCUCCAAUAGUGAAGUAAGAAACUGUAGCGUUUUGUUUUCUCAGGAGAUUUUCACUCCAAGUCCUAUAUUCAACAUCAGAUCAGCAGCCAGUUCUAAGCAUGACAAAGGGAAAAGACUUUCUUCCUCCAAAUAUUUAGGUCUCCUCAGAAAAAAGCUGAAACCCCUACCAAAUAUUGCUCCAGACCAAUCACAUGAUGAUAGCAAAUGUGACCUAGUUUUUACAUAUUCCCCCAGUGAUGGAGAGUCACCAUUGCUUUUCUCUGAUAUGAGCUGUGAUCAUUCUGUGACUUCAGCAAGCCCAUCAAACAAUGACGUCAGUAAUUCCACCGAAUGUAUAUCACCAGAUAUAUUUGAAUCUACGCCAAAACAGGCUACACUGAAAAAGUCCACACUUUCCCCUUAUCUUGUAAAAAAGUUAUUUAAAGACGAAUGAAUGUUCUUUUUGUUACAUAUUUACUAAUAAGAAUCAUUGUCACAAGAGUGAAGAAGGUUUUUUCAAUUAUAAAAAUCAUUUUAAUGCACACGUAAUUUUUGAGAGUGGUAACGGCACCAGGAUAUUUUACGCAGAUAUUUCACAGAAGAUGAUUUUUUUUAUAUACAAAUAACGUUUUUUAUGAGAAUUUUAUAGUGAAAAUUUUUCAUUUUUGUCUUUUGAUAAUACAUAUAGUAAAAUGUGUUGAUUUGA